This is a messenger RNA of Caenorhabditis sp. 36 PRJEB53466, 3752 nucleotides long. The record is from the annotation of a GenBank genome assembly. NCBI's taxonomy places the organism in Eukaryota, Metazoa, Nematoda, Chromadorea, Rhabditida, Rhabditidae.
AUGGAGACGUCCCCGGAAACAUUUCUGGAGAACGACUACUUUCUCGAAGAGCCGGCAGCAAACUACUCGCUCUGUGAUGAUACUUCCCAACUUCGCAUAGCAUUCAUCAGGUAUGUCACGUAAAAAAAAGUAAAACGCGUUCUUGCAACUGUAAUGAUUUCGUCUAUUUCGUUGCACUUCGCUGAAGAAGAUAUCGGGGAAACUUUUUUUGCAAAAAAACAUCACGCGUGAAGUGUAUGUAGCCGUCUGAUCAGUUCGCUUGAUAACUUUUUCUCUUCGGCUCAUAUUCGCAUUGCCAACUCGUGUCGAGGGUAUUGCCGACGCCACGGCUAAUCCAUCGUCCCACAUCCGGGGUGGUCGUUCAAACAUCGUCCCAAAAUGAACAUGAAAUUAGUUAUCCUUUGUUUGGACUCCGUCCGCGUCGCCUGGAAUGGUCGUACGUGUUGACGAAAAUUUAUGGAAGAUGGAGAUACUCGUGGGUGAGCGGGAGCAACGGCACGAUCAAAAGACGCUCUCGAAAUGCUUUUCCUAUCUGAUCUGAUCAGAUUCAUCAUUUUUCCUUGGCACCGUUCGGAAAUCUCAGCGGAAAGAACUCUUGUGCUUCUGUUUUGAAAGAUGUUGCACGCCCGAUGGGAGAAAAAAUGGGAGGGCCGAGUUUAAUUAUAUGCAAAUGCGAAGUGCACCAUCAAAUGAAGAAUUCGGUCAUUCAAGGAGCACGUCGGGCGGAGAGGAAAUGUUUUGUGCCUCUCUUCCGAUGAGAUCAAUGAGCGAAGGUUGGGCGUCGAAGAAGAACAAGCCAAUUUGCAACAUUCUGGCGAAAAGAGGAAGAUGUACCAAAAAACUCGAUUACAUUUUGGAUGAAGCAUGUCACACGAUUGCUGAUAACUCUUUAGGGAACAUAAAGCUGGAGAACACUAGGAACAUUUAUGGGUCUUUUUGAAUUCUUCGGCUUUUAAGGGCGGAAGUGGCCGGUUUGAACUCUGAAAUGCCACGUCAGCAGGUCAAAACAUUUCGGUAAAAGUGAAGGUUCAUCCAUCAUUCUGACAAGUUUCAAAUCGGAAUUUCCGUUUUUCUGCCAAUUCCAGUGCGACUCUUUUUCUUCCUCGUCACGCCACUACCGAUUUUGUCGAAUCGCCGCUAAGCUACCGGGCCUAACAUGUCUCAAUAUCAUCCAUUACCACGAGUACCCCUCUUUCUUCUGUCUCUUCUUGCCUAAAAACGACGUUGUGCUUUGCCCCAGACUUGCACAUAUAUCACACGUGACAUCAGUUAAAAUAAAAAGGAAAAGGAAAAAGAAAAAGCGGAGAACGCUCCGAGUCGUCACUUUUAAACCCGCCAAAAAUCCGAGUGACUCAAAACCUUUCUUCAAAUAUUUUGACUGAACAAUUACGUUAACUUUUUGACAACCAGGACAGGAAAUUUAAAAACGGAGAAAAUCUCAUAAAGAUAAGGCCGAUGUUCAAAUUGGAGUUUUCGUGUAGGUUUUACGGCAAACCCGAGAUGCUGAUUCCGCAAUAACAGAUUUAAUUGUAUUUCAUUUUGGCGUUUUUUCAUUAAGCCGUCCCAAAACAAAACAAAAAAAGAAAAUCGAGUUGUGUUGGGCCUAAACGAACUUUGGAUGUUUCUGGAUGUUCUGUUCUCAAAAUUAAAACUGAAAUUUUCAGCAUUGGAACGUGUCUCUCCGUACUAGGAUGCAUAUUCAACGGUGUUCUUCUAUACAUCUUCAUGGGAAAAACGCAACGGAGUUAUCCAUUCCAAACGUUUUUGGCGUUUCUCGACUUCAUGCUCUGUGCACUUUAUAUCCAUUGCUUCGGACUGCUCUCGCUCUCCGUCGAAUACAAAAUUGGUCGGUUUAUCGCUUUUUUACAUACUAGAAAUGUUCGUGUUAUAGCCUUCCUUUACAAUUUUGUGAUGGACAGCAAUGUGGUGACUCUUGUGAUGAGUCGGAUCGUCCAACUUUCUAUUCCAUACACGCUCAUCGCAAAUUCUGCGGAGAAACUAGCAAUGAUACUUGGGAAAGAUUGCGAAAGCCAGUACGUGAAACACAGAUUUUUGAAAUUAGAAAGUUUGUAACACAAGCAAAAUAUCUAAGUUCUUCAUGUGAUUUGAUGGCUUUUACAAAGAACUCGGAUAAUUGAUAUAGCCUGUGAUAAAACCAGAGACAAAGAGUGGGCGCAACAGCCGAUUGCACCUAAUAAACCGGCUCACAACACGUUUAUUAUCCGGCGGACCUCAAUGACGGCCAUCUCUUUCAGAUUCUCCCUUCGCUUGCGAGUGGGGGUCAUUUUCCUAUUGUUGGGAACGGCGACUGCAUUGCGAAUUAACGGGUUGUACUUGUUUUUCAUUGACGUCGAUGAGAACUGCGACUUUUUCCAUCGAAAAUGGCUCAGCUCUCAUCAAGAGGAACAGGCAAAGUGGACAACUUUCGAGAACGUUUUGACGGUAUGAAAGCAGAUUUUCACAGUUUCACAGACAAAUCGCUCUUCAGUUCUUCCACACAUUUGUCUCUUUCGUCCUUCUCUGUGCUCUCAACAUCGUCGUCGUUGCCAAACUUCGUGUGCAGCACCGUAAAACCCGUCGUCAGUCUACUUCGCCGGCUCAGCUCUUCUCGGUAUAUUUCAGAAAUUUCCUGGGAUCUGACUCAAUUACGAUUCUGACGCCAGUCGGCCCCAACUCAACGCAAACACUUGAAAACCGGGUACUUCGUUAUCAUAAGAACUAGGCAUAGUUACCGAGAAAAAACAAGACAUUGGAGAUGAUUCUCAGCUUGAUGCAUGGCUUUUUCGCUUUAGCUCAUCGUUCCGUGGAAUAGAAGAGAAUCAAAAGAGCAAAAUUUGGUUGGAAACCUCAGAAAGAGAGAGGAAAUUGCAACGCAAUGAGGAAGGUGGACGGGGGAGGCGAUUUUUUGCUCAAGGGCAAACCCAUUCGGCAAAGUAGCCGGUAAUCAAAUCAACAGAAACAUCCCGCAUUUUUUGGAUGGAGAAGAUAGGAAAACCGGCUUGUUUUUAAGGGACUGCUAACCAAUUCACUCCUCAAAGCAUGUAGUUUUCAGUUAUAUCACCGAGAUCAGAAAGUUUCUUAUUCUGACCCCAAUUUUCAUUCAGCUAGCUUUUCAAUUCAUCCCGGAAUGAUCCCUUUUGAAUGCUUCACACUUCAUCUCAAACUUGUCAAAAUUUUCUCGUUCAGAGCACAACAUCUCGAAUCCAAGCGGCUCAAGAAAUCCGGGAGCAGCAGCACCGUCUCCGAUGCGCAGUCAAGACCACCGUUGUCAUAAUUUCUGCCUAUCUGGCUUGCAAUCUCGUCAAUUUUGUCCUCUACAUUCUGGAAACGUUCCGAAGGUCGUGGAUUCUUGUAAGUACUUGUCACGUGUGAAAGUUGCGUCUUGCAAAAAAUGACCAAUCGCUAAGACUAUUGCAUUCAUCAUAGAAGCUUAGGGAAGUGGUGCCCGCGUGACUUCUGCAGUCGGGCCAACGAAACAAUCUAUUGCAGGACAGCAACGGGGCCUUCCAGCCAUUCUAUGUGAUUAUCAGUGAUCUGGGAUCCAAUCUGUUUGUCUUUUCGUCCACUAUCCGCAUAUUUAUCUACUACAAGUAUAAUGCUGAGAUCAAGUGAGAAUUCAAAGGUCACAAGUGAAAAUUUUUUUUGUUUUCAGAAAGCUUAUAAAGGACAUUUGGGUAGUCAAUUAUGUGAUCCAACAAGCCAAACCACCGAAAGCCGAUGUUCUUCUGAAAACCGACAAAGUGGAUGUCUGA